Spirometra erinaceieuropaei is the source of this 329-nucleotide messenger RNA. The record is from the annotation of a GenBank genome assembly. NCBI's taxonomy places the organism in Eukaryota, Metazoa, Platyhelminthes, Cestoda, Diphyllobothriidea, Diphyllobothriidae.
AUGGUGAGGCAAUUUAAAUGAAAACUACUUUUUUAGAGCUUCGAAGAAGUUGCCGAAAAAGUCCGCAAGUUGGCAAAGAAGCCAGAAGAUUCGGAGAUGCUGGAGCUCUACAGUCUCUAUAAGCAGGCUACAGUCGGAGACUGCAAUACCUGUAAGAUGCGCUAUGUAUUUUUAUUGUUUUUGCUUCAGCGUGCCCCAGCGCGAUACACUUUGAGGCGAAAUCGAAGUGGAAUGCCUGGAACGACCGAAAAGGAAUGAGCAAAGAAGAUGCCAAGAAAAAAUACAUUGAAGCCGGCAAUGCGGCUGUCAGCAAAUAUGGUCAACUGUAA